Pseudophryne corroboree (corroboree frog) is the source of this 3002-nucleotide messenger RNA. RefSeq names its product angiopoietin like 2 (gene ANGPTL2). The coding region runs from base 381 to 1877 and encodes 498 amino acids. Lineage: Eukaryota; Metazoa; Chordata; Amphibia; Anura; Myobatrachidae. The transcript is spliced from 5 exons. The record is from RefSeq and is a predicted model, not a curated record.
UUCACUCCCCCCCUGACUCUUCCCAGAUCAUGUAGUUUCUUCACAAAAGAGUUGAGAAGCUCAAGUUCAAAUAAGGCUGCUGGAGAGUUGCAGCUGAGGAUGGGUUCUGGCUUUGCAGCGGAGAUGAAGAGAAGAUUUUUUCCAGGUGGCAGGUAAUGCCCGGCUUCGCUCACCCAGGGCAUGCCAGCGCCAUAGAUCACCUGCCGCAGCGAUUCACAGACACUACAGGGAUAGGAGGACGUUCCUGCACUGCUCUGUAAAGUCUUCCUAUGGGACACAGCUACCACAUCCAGGCAGGAGGUGGGAUGUCAUUCUGAGGAGGGCACCUCACAGCUGACCUGAAGGAAGCGGCGCCAAGUAGAAGACCAUUCCGGACGUCCAUGACUUCCGCCUGUAGCGUCAGGACCAUGACCUCUCUGAGCGCCGCUGUUUUCUUUCUGCUUGUGGUUGCGGGAAACACGCAUGGGGGCAGCACCCAAGAAUUCCAGAACAGCGACGGCUCGGAGCAAGAAUUCAUUUACGUCAACAGAGAGAGGCGGUCGGCAGAAUCGUCAGACAAAUGCAGCUACACGUUUAUCGUGCCCCAGCAGAAAGUCACCGGGGCAAUUUGUGUGAACUCCAAAGAGCAGGACACGGUCUUCCAGAGUCAGACGCAGAAGCAAGAGAUCGAAUACAUGAACACGGAGCUCCUGAAGCAGAAGAGACAAAUCGAAACUCUGCAGCAGCUGGUGGAGGUGGACGGCGGCAUCGUCAAUGAGGUCAAGCUCUUGCGGAAAGAGAGCCGCAACAUGAACUCUCGGGUCACUCAGCUGUACAUGCAGCUCCUGCACGAGAUCAUCAGGAAGAGGGACAACGCGCUGGAGCUCUCGCAGCUAGAAAACAAAGUUCUCAACCAAACUGCAGAAAUGUUACAGCUGACCAAUAAGUACAAGGACCUAGAACAUAAAUAUCAACACUUAGCCUCCCUGGCAAGCAACCAGUCUAUUGUCAUUGCCCAGCUGGAAGAGCACUGCCAGAAGGUGCCACAAACCAGGCCAAUACCGCAACCUCCCCAACAGCCCAACAAGGUCUACCUGCCGCCCAACUACAACCGCAUCAACCAAAUAUCUACCAAUGAGAUUCAAGGAGACCAAAACUUAAAGGUGAUUCCGCCUCCUCUGCCCACAAUGCCUUCCGUCACCAGCAUUCCGACGUCCACAGACAAACCUUCAGGUCCCUGGAGAGACUGUCUGCAAGCGAUUGAGGACGGGCAUGACACAAGCGGCAUAUACCUGGUGAAGCCGGAUAACACCAACAGGCUGAUGCAGGUGUGGUGCGAUCAGAGGCAGGACCCCGGAGGAUGGACAGUCGUCCAGAGGAGACUCGAUGGCUCCGUUAACUUCUUCAGAAACUGGGAAACGUACAAACAAGGAUUUGGGAACAUCGAUGGCGAGUACUGGCUGGGCCUGGAGAACAUCUACUGGCUGACCAACCAAGCCAACUACAAGCUGCUAAUCACCAUGGAGGACUGGCAAGGGCGCAAGACGUUUGCGGAGUACGCCAGCUUCCGCCUGGAACCGGAAAGCGAAUUCUACAAGCUGAGACUGGGGCGCUAUAACGGAAACGCUGGCGACUCUUUCACCUGGCAUAAUGGCAAGCAGUUCACCACCUUGGACAGAGACCAUGACGUAUACACAGGUAACUGUGCCCAUUACCAGAAGGGAGGAUGGUGGUAUAACGCAUGUGCUCACUCCAACCUCAACGGCGUCUGGUAUAGAGGUGGACAUUACCGCAGCCGCUACCAAGAUGGCGUCUACUGGGCGGAGUUCCGAGGUGGAUCAUACUCCCUAAAGAAGGUCAUUAUGAUGAUCAGACCAAACCCCAAUACUUUCCAUUGAGAACAGAACCUAUGACCAGAGAAAGACUCCUGAGAUUGGCGGCACGGCACAGAAAGCUAUGCCGAAAUCAGCGUCCGUCACAUAAGACUGACCUGUCUGCCAGUACUGUAAGAAGACAUUUUUGUUGAGGGCUUGCUGCCUAUUCUCACAAACAAACCCUUCCUGCAACAGGUGCGUUCAUAACACGCACCUAACGCAAUAGGAAUACAAAACCCAAAAACGUAUAACCCCCCCAGAUGGCCCAUAUGUCUAUCUCCCUCUGUAAACCAACCCGGAAAAGACCCAAACAAAACCUGGCUACAGACGAAACAUACACGGGCCCUAGCUUAGGAUAUUUAAAGUACUAUGUACUAAUAUAAACCUUGUAUUAUCAUUUUGGGUUUUAUCGACACAGGAAAUGACAUCCAAUGAAUUUACGUAGCAACGAAAGUAGAACGCUGGUCUAUGUUUCCUAUACAUCGCAUUAUGUUAAUUUACCGGCCCUGGGAUAAAAGGACAUGAUGUCAUCAACCAGACAGGCUGAUGUCAUGAACCAGACGGGCUCUGUACAAACCGAUGGGGGCUAGCCGCCAUCUUGAAUGUUGUGCACUCAUCACAAUGUACUGUAUCUGUAAGCUCUCCUUCAUUCUGUGACCUCUAGAACACAUACAGCUGAUCAGGGAACUACGCGUUUUGCUAUAACCAAACCACCUACCUGUAAAGUAUUUAGAGAAACAUGUAAAUAUAUAUUUUUGCAAGCAAUACAAACGUAUAACAUACACUACACUCAAUAAUAUCUAGAGAUCUUAGAUUGAGAUCCUCGCAAGUUCCCUCCCAGCCAUUAUUAAUUUGACGCUAUAUACGCGACCGCCAACCCUUGCGUAAAGGCUAUAAUAAUAGAAAAGGGUGUCCAACUUUGCAGGCAAACGACGGGUGCCUAAAACAUAUUUAAACUUGCGGUAUUUGAGAAAUGUAGAUUUAUACAGAAAUAGGUUUUCCAAAAUUUGGGUAUAUGAAAAAGAAAUUUGUUUAAAAAAAAAACAUUAUUGUAUUUAUUCUAAAUUGCAAGUGGCGGAGGCGACUUAAUAUCACGUAUCUGAACACAUUUAACACUUACCAUGUAAAUAAUAAACCGUUUUCAAUAUA